Molecule: messenger RNA, 240 nt
Organism: Mesocestoides corti
Lineage: Eukaryota; Metazoa; Platyhelminthes; Cestoda; Cyclophyllidea; Mesocestoididae
Source: the annotation of a GenBank genome assembly
AUGCAGAUUCCACGCACAGCUGAACACGCACACGCGCGCGCACAGGAUCCAAAUCUCCACAGCCACGCACACGGAGCCGCACGACGUCGGCGGGGUCGCGGGCGGCUCCCUCCCAAGGAUGGUGCGGAUUCGACACCCCGUUCCAGGGUGACCCCCUUCUCCUCUCACCCUCCCCCCACCACCGCGACUGCCCCCGUGCUCAAUUUCGCUGACGAAAGACAACGUCCUGAACCUCCUUGA